Sphaeroforma arctica JP610 is the source of this 3862-nucleotide messenger RNA. Its product is annotated as TK protein kinase. Bases 1 to 3210 code for a protein of 1069 amino acids. NCBI's taxonomy places the organism in Eukaryota, Ichthyosporea, Ichthyophonida. The transcript has a single exon. The record is from RefSeq and is a predicted model, not a curated record. Gene Ontology annotation, molecular function: transmembrane receptor protein tyrosine kinase activity; ATP binding. Gene Ontology annotation, biological process: protein phosphorylation; positive regulation of kinase activity; cell surface receptor protein tyrosine kinase signaling pathway. Gene Ontology annotation, cellular component: signaling receptor complex.
AUGCACAUCUACAUAGUCGUACCUUACAUCAUAGAGUACGUAUCACAGAGCCAACUACUGAUAUCACCUCGGUGGUUGCCUUCACGCUAUUCUGAUUCAGGCGUGACGAAACGACUGCACCAGCAGAUUCCAUGCGUGGUCAUGGAGUACCUUCCUUUGGGUAGUCUCUACGACUAUCUCAAGGGACGUGAUGGCGAGUAUCUACCUACCACUGCUGUACUGGCACUGGCCCAUCAGUUGGCUGAGGGUAUGAUAUAUCUCGAGAGCAAGGGCAUAGUGCACCGAGAUUUGGCCUCCAGAAACUGUCUCCUGGGCCCGCCCACCCCGGACUCACACGGCGUCCCGAUAUUGAAGGUCAGCGAUUUCGGGAUGUCGCGGAUACUGGAGAACGUUCAGGUGAUUGUGCAGAGCACCGACAACAAGGUGCAGGUGAUGAACCCGUACCUGUCUAUGACCACAAGCAUGACCACGAAUAGUCUGGGGGUGCUCGGGGAGAGUGACCCGAAAACACUGAGCAAUCGGGCGGGGAGCUCUAAGCGGUACAAGUCCAAAGAGUACAAGAAGGAGACGUACAACCAGAUCCUGCGGGUCGGGUGCACAGGGAAUGAAGGUAGCGAUUUGCUCAGGCAGUCGUCUGGCGAUGUAGUGGCGGACUUUGAGGGCAUGGGCGCAUUUAUACCAGUUCCAACCCCGACGGGUUUGUAUGCACAACCGGCAUCGACUCACCCGCAGCAGCACUGGGGAGUGAGCCAUGGUCAGCACAGUAUGUACAGCAAUAGCACCAGUAAUACCAAUAACGUAUCGCAUACCACCAUCGAGAAGAAUCGAAAGUCACUGAGGGUAGCCGCCGACACGUUGAUGAAUAAUCUGGUAGUGGUGGGCGAUAGGAUAUUGGGAAUCAGGAGAGCGAGCUGGGCCCCAGGCCAGAUGGAGGACAGGGGUGUGGUAGAGGGGAGUAUUCACGGACCUAUGCCCGGGCAGAUGCACCAGAACAUACAGCAGAGCGUGAUGCAGCCAAACAACGGCCAACCCUUCCAACAACAACUGUCCUACCAACGACCACCCUCCUACCACCAACAACAACAACAACCCUACCAAGGAUCACCAUGCUACCAAGAACAGCCAGCCUACCAAGAAUCAGAACAGCCCCAGGGUCAACUACAGUCCUAUGAGUUGCACCGCCAGAGUUUGUAUAAUGUUCCACAACAACCACGCCACCAAUAUAUGGGCAGAUCAAGCCCAGUCUCUCAGGCAGGUGUAGAUGAUGAAAUGGGGUAUCUGAACAUAAAUGCCAAGCGCCUUGCGCGCGGGUCAAAACCGGUCUCACAGGUAGGUGCUAAUGAAGAAAGGGGGUAUAUCAACAUUACUGCCAAGCACCUUGCCCCCGAACCACUGGCAAACAAGCAAAAGAGUAGCGGUCCAUCGUAUAUGGGCCGUAAUGGGGGCAAGGUGCGGCUGCACCAGGGGCCCAGCACAGAUGCUCUCUUCAUGGGUGUCAGGGAAUCACAGGCCUAUACGCACUCUGAUGAGGAUACAAUCAGCAGCACGGAGGCAAUAACGGCUGCCAGGGCUAUGGAUGUAGGUGCCCAUACAGGGGAGGUCUCGCACACACAGACACACAGCGGGGUGUCUCCUCAGGUCAAGCCCCGCCCCCGGCCCACGUCGCAUGGAAGCAGUCGGGGUGCCCGACGCAGCAGUACGGCCAGCGCCACACACAGUAUAUCCGAGCAGGAGGAAGAUGGAACAAGCAGAUCACACACGCACAUGCUCGGUGACCAUGGGACACGCUCAGACGAAGAUGGGCUCGGGUAUGCCAGUGAUGCCAUGCGGAAAUCAUAUGCAUCGACACCGGAGACUGGCUAUAAGGCCCAUGCGCACGCACACACACACGCACACGCACACGCACACGCACACGCACACGAAGACGACGAGGGCUACAGCGAAGAAGGCAACGAGUAUAUGGAGUCUGGCGGAGACGAGCGGGCCAAUGUGCCGCCCAUUACCAUGGCUCAGAUGGUAGGGUUUAAGGGACAUGACCUGGGCAUGAUUGACCAAGCAACGGGUGAGUGCAUUGAUGGUACCACGUGUUCAGGCUCAGUGGAGCUGCUGCCCAAUGGCAGGCGUCCGGAUAGUGUGAUCAGCUUCAACACGUGUUUCCCGAACUUCGAGGACGAGUUGAAGAAGGAGAAAGGAGCCUACAAGGACAAGGAGAUAUUCGAGGUGGGCGAUAAUGCUGCGCUGCCGCUGAGGUGGAUGGCCUUGGAAAGCGUGCAGAGGCACGUGUUCAGCACCAAGUCUGAUGUGUGGUCGUACGGGGUGGUGCUGUGGGAGAUUGCGAGCCUUGCUGCGUUGCCGUAUGGUCCGGGAGAUAUCCACGAGAUACUCGCCAAGAUCGAGACCGGGUAUCGGCUGGAGAGACCGAAGCACUGUCCCGAAUCAUUGUAUGAUAUCAUGCUUAGUUGCUGGCAGGAAGAACCAAACGACCGGCCCUACUUCGCCGAUAUUGGGGAAAAUCUGAGCUUCACCCUGGGCGAGAUAGUCCGCAAGCGGAAUCUGGACAACAAGUCCUCGGGCAACAGGACUGGGUACAUCAGCAGUUGCUUUGAUCAGGACCACCUGCGCUCACAGUAUGUAAUGGAAGCACAAGCGCAAGCGCCAGCUCAAGCGCCAGCGCAGCGGAAACAGAGCCAAAACUUGCAGCAGGUGGCGUCUACAGGACACUACCUACAGGCAGCACAUCUAUCGAUGAAGCCCAGUGAGAGCCUGAGCCAAGCAGGCCCGCGGGUAUUGCACAAUGUGGAAAGUUCCGGGAACUAUCUGGUGGCGACGCCGAACACGCCGAUGGUAGGGGACUCCGAUGCGAGGGCUAAGUUUUUAUACAGUUUCAUGGAGGACGAGACACACUCAACGCCGCACGUGUUGGGUGUGGGGAGUAAUUCUUCGGACACCUUCCACUAUUAUGAAUGUGGACCGGUGUCCAAUAAGAACCACAGAAGCAGCUCUAUGCUAUACAGCAACAGUAAUGAGUCGGGCAUGGGUAGCAGUGGGACAUCACUGCGUGGACAUCAGAUGUCACCACGUGGGCCUCAGCUUUCACCACGUGUGCAUACACCGCCCAGUGCACACAUGCUGUCGGUGGAGAGGCCGCACACCUAUGCGCGACCGCAUAUCAGAGGCUAUGACCCUGACGAAAGCCCGUCGUCGAUGUGAUUGGAGGAGAGUAAAUAGGUUAAUAAUAAUAUACAGCCCAAUUUAUAGAGUACACAUGGUAUUUCACAUCGUAGCUGUGUUAAAGCAAUUACAACAACAGAGAAAACAAUCCAACGCCUGAUCAAGCAAACACCUUAUCUUUCCUGGUUUACAAACUACAUUGGUAGAUUUUAUCUGGACGUUACCAAACUCUUCCGACUGAUAUAUAAUCGGGAGGAAAUAACACCACAAGAUGUAUAUGUCGCAACAUAGCGGACCUAAAAAGUCGGUCACCAGAAACAUGGCCUUGUGCACAUCUUUACAGCAGCACGUGUCAAAUAUCUCAAUUUGAAAUGAGCGCGUUGAGGCUAAUGAUGUGUAUGCAAAGUAACUUCCCUCCGCUAAAUUUCUAGGCCAGAUCUCUUCGAUAAUCGGUUAUAAGUGUUUACCUUUCGUCUUGCAACAAACAAUGCCUACGAAUGCUUGAUGACGGAUGCACGCUAACUUAGUUCUUAGUUUGAAUAGUCAACCUGGUACACAAACCAGAGUGCUUCUAAAGCCAGGUGAUAAAACAGCAAGCAAGUGUAAGAUAUAUCAAACUUGGCAUGAGCGCGUUUAGGCUAGUGAUGCGUAAGAGAUGUCCUGGUACUAUUCAAUAAAACCGUCGUACAGG